AUGUCAAACCCCACAUUCGGCCCCUCCACAACCGCCGAAGAAGUCACCGCCCUAUUCUCCCCCCAGAUAAAAAACAAAACAAUCCUCAUCACCGGCGUCUCCCCCAACGGCCUGGGCCUCCACACCGCCCGCGCCCUCGCCACCCACUCGCCGCGCCUCCUCAUCCUCGCCGCGCGCUCCCAAGCUUCGCUCGCCGCAGCCCAAAACGCCAUCGCAUCCGUCGCGCCGGGUUGCCCGACCCGCCUGCUAACCCUCGAUCUCAGCAGCACGCGCGCGGUGCGAGAAGCUGCGCAGACAGUGAACAGCUGGACUGAUGUGGAAGGCAUAGACGUCCUGAUUAACAACGCGGGGAUCAUGAGCACGCCGUGGGGCACGAGCGAGGACGGCGUCGAGCUGCAGUUUGCGACGAACCAUUUGGGGCCGUGGCUGUUUACGAAUCUGGUCAUGGGGAAGAUUGUGCAGGCCGGGGGGAGGGUGGUGUUUUUGAGCAGCUUGGGGCAUGUGUAUGGAGGCGUGAGGUUUGGGGAUGUGAAUUUCAACGAAGGCAAGGAGUAUGAUCCGGAUGUUGCGUAUGGACAGUCGAAGACGGCGAAUAUCCUCGCGGCUAUUGCUGUUGCUGAGAAGCUGAAGGCGAAGGGCGUGACGGCGUUUAGCGUACAUCCAGGCCUUGUCCUGACGAACCUCACUCGCCAAGUCCCAAUGGAGGUCUUCAAGGAGAAAGGCUUCGUCGACGACAACGGGAAUCUCCUCGUCCCCUCAAAGUCGCAUUCCCAAGGCUGUGCCACCAUCCUCGUAGCUGCUCUGGACCCGAAUAUCGCAGAUCGCAGUGGCGCGUAUCUGUGCGACUGCAAGGUCGAUCACGAUGAUCCAUGGGCGGAGCAUGCCAAGGGCAGGGAGAACGCAGAGAAGUUGUGGGCUUUGAGCGAAAAGCUAGUGGGACAGACGUUCGAGUAUUAACACGUUUGUCGCGUCGGGGCCGGUUUCUCUGGCCAGAGCAUAAG
This is a messenger RNA of Trematosphaeria pertusa, 1001 nucleotides long. RefSeq names its product dehydrogenase. NCBI's taxonomy places the organism in Eukaryota, Fungi, Ascomycota, Dothideomycetes, Pleosporales, Trematosphaeriaceae. The transcript is spliced from 3 exons. The record is from RefSeq and is a predicted model, not a curated record. The coding region runs from base 1 to 957 and encodes 318 amino acids.